Molecule: messenger RNA, 1950 nt
Organism: Penicillium bovifimosum
Lineage: Eukaryota; Fungi; Ascomycota; Eurotiomycetes; Eurotiales; Aspergillaceae
Product: putative GPI-anchored cell surface glycoprotein
Exons: 2
Coding region: 1-1950 (649 amino acids)
Source: RefSeq, a predicted model, not a curated record
AUGCCUCCGAAGGGCCAGCGUAAGUCGAUGCCUGCACGCAUUGACAAGACAACAUUGGCACCUUCUAGGCGAUCCCCACGGGUCCCUUCAAAAAGUUCAAAUGAGAGCGUGCAGCCCACCAAAACUUCCAACCUUUCAUCUCCCUCCUCCUCUGACAGUUCUAUCAACAUUCGUUUCUACACCCCAAAACUUUCUACUUCUGUUACUCCAACUCCUCCUUCGGCUACCUCAACUUCUAAUUCACGUGUUAAUUCUCCGGAAACACCGUCUUCGCGUCGACGAACCUUCCAGUCUCGUCCAUCUCGCCUUUCCACAGUUCACAUCAGCCAAUCGCCCUCCACCAGCGCCACCGAAAUGCGGCAGUCAACCCGUAUCCGUGAUGCGAGCAUGAAGGCCAUUGAAGCUCGCAGAGAGAAUCAAGCGGGACGCACCGUCGCUGACCCUGUGGCCAAGAAGGCUGUGAAGAGUGGCAAGGUUGCCAAAGAUGGAGUUUCUAAGAAACCCACCAAGAAGACUGGAAGCUCGAAAAGAGUCUCCAACUUCAAUACGCAGAAGAAGGCCAUGCUCAUCGGUCAUGGCAUCGAUGUGAAGGCCGCCGGCCUGAGGCUAUAUCGAAUGGCCGCGGAUGCCCCCGACUUUCCCAUCCAAUUAAAUUUCCCUGGGUUCUGGGAGAGUGUGCGGGGUGACUUCUUCCGUGCACAGAAUCAGCAAAACUCUGGUGCGGAUACGCUCGCCGGAAAUGACAUGACAGUCGAUGAUUUCGCCGACGAUGUCGCCGACGACACCAGCAUGGUCGAGCAAGAACCUUCAACUACUACCUUUUCCUCUUCUUCUAUGCCUCUGCCAGACCCCUUCGUUUCCUCUUCUUCUUCUCGCGACGUUACCAAAUCUGGGGCGUCAUCUUUCGUGCUGUCCCCUCCCCCUAUUCUACCAACUCCAUCCGGCCCCCACACCUUCCGUCCAACCACCUACCCCUCACUGAAGACGAUAUUCUACAAAGAAUCCGAGCCAAAGAUGCUCGGCGAUGGCUGGGUCGACACAGGGUAUGUCAACUGCGACGACGAGGAGGUGAUCCUCGCCCCUGAGCAAUACCACCCUUAUUGCCCACCCCACACCUACGGCAGCGAGAACCUUCCCUUCCCCCCCCAGCAGGCAGAGGCUGCCCAUACCUACGGGUUUCCCCCGCUCAUGGGAGACCGUAAUGUCCCAACCGGUCGAGCCCCGUUCGUCAUUGAGGACGUGGCAAAGGAGAAGGCCAUCGCCCUGUCGCGAAUGCGUCCACAUGCCCCUUCAAAAAUUACCAAGAAGACCCGUUCCCGAAAGACCCGUCCGACCACCGUCACAUCUCCCGCCAAGGAUGCUGCCGUCGCCGCUGCCACUGUUGCUGCUGCCACAGGUGCCGCUCCCGAGCCUGCUGCUACCACCACCCCUGCCACAGGUGCCGCUCCCGAGCCUGCUGCUACCACCGCCCCUGCCACUGUUGCCGCUCCCGAGCCUGCUGCUGCUGCUGCCCCUGCCCCUGAGGCUGGUGGACGCAAGUCACAGCGCCGUAAGGCCGCUUCCCUCAAACUCUCUCUUACCGGUCCUUCCGCCCCUCCUGCCACCGAGACUCAGGCCAAGUCUUCUGGUUCCGCUGCCGACGUCCCUCCCGCUGCUGCCACCAAGCCCAAGGAGGCCAAGGUGCAGCAGCGGUUGAAGCUGACUCUCAAGCCAGAAGGCCAGGCUAAGGACUCCAAGGUCUCGAAGGACUCCAAGGUCUCGAAGGACUCCAAGGCCUCGAAGGACUCCAAGGUCUCGAAGGACUCCAAGGUCUCGAAGGACUCCAAGGUUUCGAAGGACUCCAAGGUCUCCAAGGACUCAAAGGUCUCCAAGGACUCAAAGGUCUCCAAGGACUCAAAGGUCUCCAAGGUCACGAAGACCUCCAAGACCUCCAAGGCCUCCAAACAUUAG